CUACUGAGAGAGCAUAAGAAACUCUCUCUCCCCUUCGUCUCCAUUUCCCAACAGCAGAAAUCUCACCCACCGCCACCUCUCUCUCUCUCUCGUAGUACGGCGAAUUGCUUCUCCACCAAAUCCUCCACCACCAGAUCCCUCUUCUACUUCCCGGGCGGAGCUCGCAGAUCACAGAUCGAGCCCCGCCGUCGUGGCUUGGUGGUAGCUCUGGAGCCGUGAAAGGCACCACCAGAUCGACCUCGAAUACCCCCAGAUCGAAGCACAGCGCCUCCCGGAGGCCGUUGUCGGCGGUCGUUGGCAGCGCGCAGGGGGAAGUCGCGGCAACACGAAAGUCGUCACACCGUCAGGCGCGAGCAAGUCCGGGCCAUUGCGCGAGAGAUUCAGAGGUUGGGAGGAGCUGAUGCAAGCUGCAGGUUGUACGCUGAGGAGGGUAUCUGUGCACAUCGUCGAUACUCAAAUAUAGCCUUGCUUGAUUAUUCCACAGCUGGUUAAACAGUAAUAUACACUUGAUUCUGCUGGUUCAAACAUGGGUUCAAGGUUUCCAUCACAUCAGCUGGGCAAUGGCCUGUAUGUAUCUGGCCGGCCUGAGCAACCUAAGGAGAAGGGCCCAACCAUGGGCUCCACUGUGAUGCCGUACACUGGUGGUGACAUCAAGAAAUCUGGAGAGCUUGGGAAGAUGUUUGACCUCCAUGCUGAAAAGUCUAGAAAAUCCGGUCCUCUGGGUAAUGCGCCUUCAAGAAAUACUUCGUUUGGGGGUGCUGCUUCAAACUCUGGACCCGUCUCUAAUGCUGGUGGUCGGUCCAACUACUCUGGUUCCCUUUCAUCUUCAGUUCCUGGUGCGGGCGGAUCAGCAAGAGCCAAAUCAAACUCUGGGCCACUCAAUAAGCAUGGAGAACCAGCAAAGCGUUCAUCUGGUCCCCAGUCUGGAGGUGUGACCCCAAUGGCUCGCCAGAACUCUGGCCCUCUCCCCCCAAUGCUUCCUACAACUGGACUUAUCACAUCUGGGCCUAUUUCUUCCGGACCAAUGAAUUCGUCUGGUGCUCCAAGAAAAAAAGUAUCUGGAUCUCUCGAUGCUGCUGCAUCCAUGAAGACGAGGGCAACAUCAUUCGCUCACAACCAGGCUGUUACUAAUCUCACAAGAGAUAAUGAUUUCUCAAUUAAGGACAGCAUUUCGAAGUGCCUGUUGUAUUGUCUGGCUGGACUCAUCGGGACGGCACUGAUAGUUGGUGUCUUCAUUCUUGUUGCUGUUCACAAUGCAAUUGUGCUGAUAGUUGUUGUCGUGAUGUGUGGUUCUAUUGCUGCACUUGUUACUUGGAAUGUGUGGCAGGGAAGGAGAGGCGUGAUUGGUUUUGUCAAUCGGUACCCUGAUACCGAUCUCAGAACUGCGAAAGAUGGACAGUAUGUAAAGGUUACAGGGGUUGUUACAUGUGGAAAUUUUCCCCUGGAGUCCUCAUUUCAAAGGGUUCCAAGAUGUGUGUACACCUCGACCGGCUUGUAUGAGUACAGGGGCUGGGGCUCGAAAACUGCAAACACCAAGCAUCGCCAGUUCACCUGGGGAUUACGGACAAUGGAGCGGCAUGCAGUUGAUUUCUACAUCUCAGAUUUUCAAUCCGGGCUUCGAGCAUUGGUGAAAACAGGAUAUGGUGCACCGGUGACACCAUAUGUCGAUGAAUCUGUAGUAAUUGACAUCAACCCUGAGAAUAAGGACAUGUCUCCUGAAUUUCUAAGAUGGCUACGUGAAAGGAACCUCUCGAGUGAUGAUCGGAUAAUGCGUCUAAAAGAAGGAUACAUCAAGGAAGGCAGCACAGUGAGUGUGAUGGGGGUUGUUCAAAAGAAUGACAGCGUGUUGAUGAUAGUUCCUCCACGGGAGCCCAUCUCAUCUGGUUGCCAGUGGACGAAGUGCUUCCUCUCAUCGAACCUUGAUGGACUAGUCUUGCGAUGCGAAGAUACAUCAAAUAUGGAUGUCAUACCAGUAUAGCAAGCCUUGUUGAAUCAAGUCUUUUGACUUCGGGUUGGGUUUGUUUCGUGGAAUGUUAGAAUCGAGAAAUGUACAAAUGUUGGGUGUGAUUAUGGCUAGUAAAGAUCGAGGAUGGCUGGUUAAGCUGGGUUGGAUGUAUAGUCCUUUUUUAAUGUGUUUUGUCCUCCUUUCCUCUUCUUUCUCGGUUACAAGCUCUGGAUACUUAUGUAACGUGAUGGCUUUUGGGCUGUUUGAAGAUUUAGUGGAAUUGGGUUCAUAUGUUAUUUAGGAUGGAUUUCUUGCA
Messenger RNA from Brachypodium distachyon (stiff brome), 2261 nucleotides. RefSeq lists its product as uncharacterized. Lineage: Eukaryota; Viridiplantae; Streptophyta; Magnoliopsida; Poales; Poaceae. The transcript has 5 exons. The record is from RefSeq and is a predicted model, not a curated record. The coding region runs from base 527 to 1978 and encodes 483 amino acids.